Daphnia pulex (common water flea) is the source of this 2497-nucleotide messenger RNA. Its product is annotated as HEAT repeat-containing protein 5B-like. The record is from RefSeq and is a predicted model, not a curated record. Gene Ontology annotation, biological process: retrograde transport, endosome to Golgi; endocytosis; intracellular protein localization. Gene Ontology annotation, cellular component: endocytic vesicle; membrane; Golgi apparatus. Lineage: Eukaryota; Metazoa; Arthropoda; Branchiopoda; Diplostraca; Daphniidae.
AUGCAAGAGAAGAAAAUUUGUGACUUAGCUUCUAUUACUACCUUGGGAUUCUUAUACGAAAGACUUGGGCGUAUGGCAGGAAGAUCAUUUGAUGAAUCUGUUCAAGUAUUGCUUAGAGGACUUAAAAACAGUGAGUCUCAAACAAGAGCAGAGAGUUUAGUCACUUUAGAAAAGCUGUGUUGUGGAAUGGGUUCAGCAGCAUCCAAUCAGCAUCGUGAUAUCUUUAAGACCUGCAAGUUAUGUCUGUCAGACAGAAACAUGAAUGUUCGGGCUGCAGCAGCCAGGUGCAUGUGGGAAGUCAUGAAACAUUCGUCUAGUAUCCUACAGCUUAACGAAUUUGAAUCCAUAGCUGCACUGAGCUUUCGUGCUCUCGAAGGUUCCAAUCAUGAAGUUCGAUGCGCUGUGGCCCUUUUGUUAGGUCAUGCUGCUGCUGCAGCACUUACACCUCCUAAACCUGGCCCAGCAAGAACCGGUCUGUCGGCAGCAGCGAACCAGUCUACUGCCUCUUCAGCGGCGAAGGUUGCCUCAGUAGAAGAAGUUCUAGGAGUAAUUUCGACCGGAUUUUGUGGAGGUGGAGGUUUCCUAAAGGGAACAGGUGAAAUGAUUAAAGGACCAGCUGCCACAAGCCGAGAAGUUCGAGUUGGAGUCACAAUGAGCUACGUCGUCAUGGUCCAACAACUUGGUUCUACAUGGUUGGAGCGCCACUUAAACACCAUGUUGCAGCAUCUACUUGAUUUAGCAGCCCAGCCGCGAGCUGCUCCUACCCACGUUGACGCCGUCUAUUCCCGUCAGUGCAUCACUUUCGUGUUUCGUUCACUGUUGGGCAAAAUGUUGGGCGAGAAGCAGCAAACGGCUGCUUGUAAAGAAUUAGCUCGCAUUAUUAAUCAUCAGAUGAACAGCAUAGAUCCCAAUCCGGAGAAUGCAAAAGACAGUAGCACGCAGGAAACUAUAUUUAGUCAACAUCUUCUUGUUUGUGCGCUGCAAGAGCUUGGCUCACUUGUUCACAGUCUUGCUAGCUCUGCAUCGGCACUUUUGGCCGAUCAGGGAGCUGGCGUAAUUGAUUGUGCUAUCGCUGUCUUGCUUCAUCCGUCGCAAGCUGCUCGUCUUGCAGCAGCUUGGAGUCUGCAGUCUAUGGCCGUUGCUGUUCCAUCUCAUCUUACACUACUGAUCGACAAAUGUGUUGAUGCCCUAGAAAAUCUUCGAAGCACGCCCGAAGCUGUGUCAGGUUACAGCGCUGCUUUGGCAGCAUUGAUAGCUGGUGUUUCAUCUUCUAGCUUGGGCAUCCCACAUAACCGUGGAAAGAUUGUGUUCAACACUGCCGAGGAGCUAUUAAGAAGUGCAAGCCAAAACAACAGACUCGCCGUCCAGCGCACACAGGCUGGUUGGUUACUCAUCGGAGCUGUUAUGACUUUGGUAUCUGUGGUCAGUAGCCUGGUUCCUCGAAUGUUGCUCCUUUGGCGCAACAGUUUCCCUCGUUCAGCUAAGGAAUUAGAAUCUGAGAAAGCUCGUGGCGAUGCUUUCACCUGGCAGGUGGCGCUCGAGGGUCGCGCUGGUGCCCUUUCGUCAAUUUGUAGCUUCCUCCGACACUGUCCACAGCUGGCCACAACUGAGGAUAUAACUAAACGUCUCAUGGGUCCGCUGGAUGCCGCCAUCACUAUGCUAACAAGCAUUGCAACAGUCGUCAAGACAUAUGGACAGCCUCUCAAGGCAGCAUGCGCUAUGGUUCGUCUUCGUCUUUACGAUGCUCUUUCUUUAGUCCCUCCUCAAUACUAUGAAGCGAGUUAUACUCAACUUUUACGUUUGCUGGUGGCUGUUGGUGGCUGUUGGUUGGUGCUGGUGGAGUUCACUUUAGCUGAAAAUCCAGCCAAUACAACCACAUCUCUGUUGCAGCAACAAUGCCAACCUGAUGGUUCAGCAGUCUUGUUGCAUCCAGAUCUUCAAGAUUCAGACUAAAAUUUGCUUCAACAACAGCUGUUGCCCAACAGUGCCGCCGGUUCAGGAGCCCUUGAACACGAUCCAUGUUCGCAUUACGCUUUGGUGACGGAUAGGUCACAGAAUGUUGGGAACGUACCUGGGCCACUUCCCUUGGGUGUAGCAGUUAUCGAUGCAUCAAUCACACUAUUUGGACACGUUUUCCCUCGAGUACUACACAAACACCGUCUCCAGCUGUUGAUCCAUUUUGAGGAUAGCAUCAAACAAGCCAAAACCCGUCAAGCCGUUCAAACGAAUAUUUUUGCCGGUAAACGAAAGCGAAGAAGAAGAAGCCACCGAAAAAGCCGCCGAAGAUGAAGAUUUAGCUGCCGAUGAUUAACUUUAUGUUUAUUGUUUUAAUAAUGCAACCUUUUAUAGCUUAAAUAAUUCAAAUUUUUUUAAAAUAUAAUCAAGAAAAACAAUACAAAGUUGAAUUUUCUUCUCUUGCAUUUUAAAUUUUUUAUAAAUAGCGCCAGAUUUACGGUGUUGCCGCAUUAAAGAAAUAAACUUAGGAGUCUGAAUGUCA